Hibiscus syriacus is the source of this 697-nucleotide messenger RNA. RefSeq names its product actin-depolymerizing factor 2-like. The transcript has 3 exons. Gene Ontology annotation, biological process: actin filament depolymerization. The record is from RefSeq and is a predicted model, not a curated record. Gene Ontology annotation, molecular function: actin filament binding. The coding region runs from base 94 to 513 and encodes 139 amino acids. NCBI's taxonomy places the organism in Eukaryota, Viridiplantae, Streptophyta, Magnoliopsida, Malvales, Malvaceae. Gene Ontology annotation, cellular component: actin cytoskeleton; cytoplasm.
AGCACUACAAUUCUCUGUGUGUGUCUCUCUCUCCCUCUCUCUCUCCCAAGAAGCCCUAGAUUUUCUCGUUCUUUCACCCUCUCGGGAAAAAACAUGGCAAACUCGGCUUCAGGAAUGGCUGUUCAUGAUGAUUGCAAGUUGAGGUUUUUAGAACUGAAGGCUAAAAGGACUUACCGCUUCAUAGUUUUCAAGAUCGAGGAAAAGCAAAAGCAAGUCGUUGUGGAGAAGCUUGGUGAACCUACUGAUAGCUAUGAAGAUUUCACUGCUAGCCUUCCAGCUGAUGAGUGUAGAUACGCUGUGUAUGACUUCGAUUUUGUGACCAACGAGAACUGCCAGAAGAGCAGGAUAUUUUUCAUUGCCUGGUCUCCUGAUACAUCAAAAGUAAGAAGCAAGAUGAUUUAUGCCAGCUCGAAGGACAGGUUCAAAAGGGAAUUGGACGGCAUCCAGGUAGAGUUGCAAGCUACUGAUCCUACUGAGAUGGGUCUCGAUGUUAUAAGGAGCCGCGCCAAUUAAUAAUGUAACGUCUACUUUGAAAUGGAACUUUAUACUACGUGGUUCACAUAAAUGUAAUGUCUAUAGCAACUUUGGAUAUUGGAAUUUGCUUUGAUAUUGGGCUGCUCUUAUAUUUGUGGAUUCAUAUGGGGUCAGUGUACCCCCUUGUAAUACUUACUGACCAAUAUAUGAUGGUUUGCUGGGG